GACGCGAAGCGCCUGUACUGAACUAGCACGUGGUGAAGAUCUCCAGACGGCUCAGCCACUCGUACACUCGACCGCCUCGUCGCUCGGAAGCUGCUUCGCCCUACACGUAUCGUCUAUAACUCACUUACUGCAAGAUGGGGAAAAAGGCAGCAAAAGCCACAAGGAAAUUUGCCGCGAGCGGACAGCUCAAGAAAGUGAUUCAGACGCGGCGCAAGCAGCGAGACAUCAAAAAGAAAGCGGAAAAGCGCAAAGCAGGCAAGGGGAAAGGGAAGGGGCUACCGACGGACGAGCAUGAUGAGGACGCUGUAGAAGAGGAGCAGGGGCGAAACAAAUUCAAGGGGAUGUCGGUCGACGACUUCCUCGGUGGUGGCUUCAUGGAGGGUGAGGAGGACGAUGAGGAGGACGCCCCGAUGUCGGACGGUAGCGAAGGUGAGAGUGAUGAAGAGGACAUCGGGGACGACGAGUCGUUCGCCUCUGUAGAUGACCUCGACGAAGAAGGGCGGACACAUAUGCUCGAGCUGUCGAAGCUGGCGGAGAAGGAUCCAGAGUUCUACAAGUACCUACAAGAGAACGACCGCGAGCUAUUGCACUUCGAUGCUGACGGCGCUGAAGAGGAUGUGGAACUAGAGGAUGACAUGGAUGAGGAACGGAUGCCGGAAGAGAAAGCACCUGUACUGACGAAAGAAGUAUUGCGGAGGUGGCAGAAGGCACUUCUAGAGCAUCGGUCACUACGCGCCCUAAGACGGCUUCUCAUUGCGUUCCGCUCAGCGGCACACAUGAAUGAAGAAGACCAAGCUCUCGCGUGGACAAUAGACAGUCCCUCAGUAUACAACAAGCUCGUGGUCACAACUCUCAAGUAUACACCAAUCGUUUUGGAUCACCACUGUCCGUGUAAAACACUCGUCAAUGGCAAGAUGAAGGGCCCCACGCAGACGCCGAAAUGGAAGACGCUCCAGAAGCUCAUCUUGUCGUACUUCUACAAUGCGGUCCACCUCGUAUCGCAGCUCAGCGACACGGAGAUGCUGCGCAUGGCCGUCACGGAGAGCUCGAAGCUACUGCCGUACGUCAUGAGUAGUCGGAAAGCUGUCAAGGUCUAUCUCAAGUCGUCUUUGGAUCUCUGGUCUAGCGCAGACGACAGUGUACGGAUAGCAGCAUUCUUGGCCAUCCGCAAGCUCGCGUCUGCCGCCGACGCGUCUAUCACGGACUUGGUACUGAAGAACACGUACCUCACCUUGGUGCGCUCGUGCAAGUCGACUAGCGUGCAUACCCUGCCGUCUAUCAACUUGAUGAAGAACUCAGCGUCGGAGUUGUACUGCAUGGACCAUGCCGCAGCGUACCAACACGCCUUUGGAUACAUUCGCCAACUUGCCAUUCAUCUGCGUAACAGCAUGAAGGUCAAGAGCAAGGAAGCAUACAAGCAAGUGUACAAUUGGCAAUACGUGCACUGCGUGGACUUCUGGACACUCGUGUUGGCUCGAGCAUGCGAUAAGCAAGCACAGGUGGAGCGGGGUGGUAAUGAUAGUGAGUUGAAGGCUCUCAUCUACCCACUCGUGCAGGUAUCGCUAGGCGCCAUGAAAGUGAUCCGUAACUCGCGUUCAUUCCCAUUCCACUUCCACAUCAUCCGCUCGCUCCUGCAUCUGACCCAGCACACCGGCACGUACGUGCCCCUCGUGCCAUACCUCCUUCCGAUCCUCACCUCAACGAUGACCUCGUCGUCGAAGCCGAGAGCCUCGACGCUGCGGCGCUUCGACUUCGAGGCGAACAUCCGGGCGCACCAACAAUACCUCAAAACACGCGUGUACAAUGAAGGGCUCGCGGAGGAGGCGAGCUAUCUCCUGGCGGAGUACCUCGCGAGUGGGCCCGUUCACGGGAGCAUCGCCUUCCCGGAGACGGUUGUGCCGCUUGUGAUGAUGCUUAAGAAGGCGAUCAAGGGUGCGAAGGCGUCCUCGUGGAAGGCGAAAGAGGCCGGAAUGGCUAAGACCUUGGUCGAACGCAUCGAGGAGAGCUCGAAGUGGGCGGAACAGAAGCGCAAGGGCGUGUCCUUCACUCCGAGUCGUAUGACGGAGGUAGAUGCAUGGGAGAACAACGUCAAGGUCGAUGAGACGCCGUUGGGUCGAUAUGUGAAGGUACAGAGGAAGGCACGGGAGAAGCGUCGGAAUCUGGUCGAGAAGGCAAGAGAAGGCGAGGACGAGAUCCUGGAAGAUUGAGUUCUGGGCAGAUCCUGAUGCGAAUUGUAUUGAGACUCCCGAGGGCCGAUGCAAUCCUGUAGCCAUGCCCACAGUGCUGGCGGCGGCCUUAUGUGCGCUGGCUUUGCC
Messenger RNA from Rhodofomes roseus, 2315 nucleotides. Its product is annotated as Noc2-domain-containing protein. Bases 135 to 2207 code for a protein of 690 amino acids. Gene Ontology annotation, cellular component: nucleolus; nucleoplasm; Noc1p-Noc2p complex. Gene Ontology annotation, biological process: ribosomal large subunit biogenesis. Lineage: Eukaryota; Fungi; Basidiomycota; Agaricomycetes; Polyporales; Fomitopsidaceae. The record is from RefSeq and is a predicted model, not a curated record. The transcript is spliced from 12 exons.